AUGAUGGAAUACGGAAGAACGCGCAAAGGGCCGCUGCCUGGAGGUCGCCAGAGCGCGUCUGGAGCUGGCGCUGGACGCGACAGCAUGCGAACCGCCAGUCGAGCGCGAGGUGCUGCACGACCACCCAGCAGCCCCUCGCAUCCAUCAUCCCCACCAGCUGGUUUGGUGUCGGCAGGGUCUUCGCGGGCCCAGCAAUCGGCACCCGCCACUGGUGAAGUACGCCGCAUGCGUUGGACAACCCAGAUGAACAGCAACGCACUGCGAGCGUAUUUUAGGGCGAAAGGGGGAGAAACCGGAGGUUUUGCGUAUCGGGCAAGGAUGCAUCGACUUUUUGCUAAGCUGGAGCCAUCAGUAACCGUCACCGAGCAAAACCUCGCAGACCGAGUUCGGUAUAUCUUGCGCUCAAAUACAUUUGAUGUCACCGAACUCGAACGGCUACGACGUGAAGCUGUUCCUUCAUCGGGUGAAAAUGCUGCGGCUGAGGAUGCGGCGCCACAACUUGCUGAGCAAACGGCAAAUGUGGAUGCCGCCGUGAAUACGCCAGUUGUGGUUGAUUCAAACGAUGACGGAACAGUCGCCCAGGAACUGGAACUAGAGCAAAUGAGGAGUACAUUGGAGGAGGCGAUGGUGGAAACGCGCAGUACGCCGCUCGAAAAUCGACCGCGACUUCCCCGCUUAGCCCUAAGCAAGCGGAAUCGGGCUGUCGUGAGGGCUCUGAACCCAAUGCUGGUUACCUACUUGGAAGCCAGCCGGGACCUUUGCGAGACGGACUCAAUUCUUUUUGGCGCCGCACUGGCAGUCUGCCGUAUUAUAGGCGCCAAACUUUCCACGGCUGGACGCGCUACUGGACAAAGUAGUGCUAUCCCAGCCUGGAGAAUAAGAAUUGAAGAACGUAUCGCAAGGGCUAGGGCCCUCAUCGGUAGACUGAUAUACUUCAGGUCAGGCAAUUACAGGCCAAGGAUUGUGCGCACCGUCAGGAUGGCGUUUGCUGGGACAAAUGUUAGUUUGUCCCAGCCGGAUAUAACGCAAAAACUGACGGAGCGCGUAGACGACCUGAAGCAAAGAAUCGCUGCUUGGGGAAAGCGGAUUCGGCGAUAUACCGAGAGGUCGACACGGUUCAACCAGAAUUGUCUCUUCCAGACUGGGACUCCGUGA
This is a messenger RNA of Parnassius apollo (apollo), 1155 nucleotides long. The record is from the annotation of a GenBank genome assembly. NCBI's taxonomy places the organism in Eukaryota, Metazoa, Arthropoda, Insecta, Lepidoptera, Papilionidae.